CGUGACUGGGUUUCGGAAAGAUCGAAUAACAAAUAGACGAAAAGAUUGUACAUACAAUAAGAUGGAAGAAAGCGACUUGGACGAAGCAACUGCAUCGCAAAGUGAUUUGCAGGAGAAGUUAGAAUUGCUCGAGUCGUCUCUGUUGGUUACUUUCAGAGUCAGAGUGAAGGUCGUUCAUAUCCCUUCCUUCGUAAACAAUACGCAAAGCAUACUUAUAUAUAGAAACGCGCAGAGGUUCAUUUGAACGUUCAUCAGCCCAAUCAAAUGGAACGUACAAAGCAACCAAGCAAGCACGAAGAAACUGGAAUUGCAAGGUUUACACAAGGCGGGAGAGAGAGAGUACCUGUUCCGUACAUUACGGAACUAAAACGACGCUUUGCAAACCAAAGAAAGGAGGAAAAAGAUCCAUUCUACCUGAGUGUGGAUGAUACGACUGAAAACAAACAAGGUCCAUGCCUUUCGUUUAUGACGGAACGGAAACUGGAAAAUCCGAUGUUUGGAAAGACGAAAGUGACAGAACCUUCUUACACUUACAAGACGGAACGUAAACAAAGCUAUUCACACGAGCGGGAUGAGGAAAUAGAUCCAUUUUACCUGAGUGAUUACGAUGCGACUGAGAACAAAAAGAAACUAACAAAUCCGCUGAUUGAAACGACGGAAGAGAGAGAACCUUCUUACUCUUACAAGACGGAACGCAAACAAAGCUUUUCAUACAGGAGGAAGGUGGAAAAAGAUCCAUUUUACCAGAGUGGUUAUGAUACGACUGAAAGCAAAAAGAAACUAACAAAUCCGCUGAUUGAAACGACGAAAGUGAGAGAACCUCCUUACUCUUACAAGACGGAACGAAAACAAAGCUUUUCAUACAGGAGGAAGGUGGAAAUAGAUCCAUUUUACCAGAGUGAUUAUGAUACGACUGAAAGCAAAAAGAAACUAACAAAUCCGCUGAUUGAAACGACGAAAGUGAGAGAACCUCCUUACUCUUACAAGACGGAACGAAAACAAAGCUUUUCAUACAGGAGGAAGGUGGAAAUAGAUCCAUUUUACCAGAGUGAUUAUGAUACGACUGAAAGCAAAAAGAAACUGGAAAAAACGCUGUUUGAAACGACCAAAGUGACAGAACCUUCUUACUCUUACAAGACGGAACGUAAACAAGGUCAUUCACACCCGAGGAAGGAGGAAAAAGAUCCGCUUUACCUGAGUGAUUAUGAAACAACUGAGAGCAAAAAGGCUUCAAAGCAAGGAGCUUUAAUGGUUGCCGCCAUAGACUUUGGGACAACCUACUCUGGUUGGGCGUUUUCAUUCAAACAUGAUUACGAAAGGGAUCCAACCAAAGUUUCUGCAAAAAUAUGGAGUGGAGGCCAGCUAACUUCACAAAAAGGUCCAACGUGUAUUCUGAUCAGACCAGACGGUAAGACAGUUGAAGCGUUCGCGUUUGACGCGGAGACUCGCUACAGCGAAUUGAGCGAGAACGAUGAACACAAGAAAUGGUACUACUUUCGAAGGUUCAAAAUGGCACUUUGGAAAAAGUCCAUUCAUAAAGACACCCUGUUGAAAGACGAAAGUGGUCGAGAGCUCUCAGCAUUGACAGUGUUUUCAUUGUCAAUAAGAUUUAUGAAGGACGAUUUAACAAAGAUUUCUGUAAGUCAAGUAGUUGGAUUGAAACCAGGCGAUAUUCACUGGGUGUUGACUGUGCCUGCUAUAUGGAAUGAUUCAGCAAAACAUUUUAUGAGACUUGCCGCCGAACAGGCCGGGAUGUCAUCGGACAAACUAACCCUUGCAUUAGAACCGGAGGCAGCCUCUCUUUACUGCAGACACUUGCCCGUGCAGAGAGAAGGGGAAUCUAGUCUUUCGUCUUUUCGAGUUGGAAAAAAAUAUUUAGUUUUAGAUGCAGGAGGCGGAACUAUUGAUAUAACGGUCCACGAGGUUUGCGCAGGGGGAAACCUAAAAGAGAUCCACAAGGCGAGUGGCGGUGACUGGGGAGGAACAAAAGUGGAUGUAGCGUUUACGAACUUUCUUGGAGAGCUCACAGAUAAAUCAGUGAUGCCGAGGUUCAAAGAUGAAAAUAUGGAAGAUUAUAUUCAGCUUCUUCGUGACUUUGAAAUAAAAAAGAGAGCCGUAGAUAGCACAAAAGGUGUUAAAACUACAAUUAAAGUACCAAUAUCCUUUUUUGACUGUGUGCAAAAUACAACAGGAAGUUCGAUGAAGGACAUUUUAAAAACAUCCGGUUACGGGAAAAAGAUAACCAUUAAAGGAGAUAAGCUUCGCUUGGAUGCAGAUAUUAUGCCUUCCUUCUUUACCACAUCUUUAUUGAAUACUGUUGAGCAUGUUUCUGAUUUGCUUCAAAAACCGGAAUGUAAAGGCGUUGAAGACAUACUGAUGGUAGGAGGCUAUUCUGAGUCCAUGCUUCUCCAAGACACCAUCAAACAGCAGUUUUCGCAUAUGAAAAUCAUCGUCCCACCGGAUGCGGGGCUUGCUGUCCUUAAGGGUGCAGUGAUUUAUGGGCAUUGUCCGUCGGCAAUUACAGAGCGUGUUUCAAAGUAUACUUACGGUGUAAGUACCACAAAACUAUUUGACGAGGACAAACAUCCAUUGUCUAAACGAGAGGUAUAUUCCAAUGGAGAAAUCCGAUGUGUAGACUUGUGGUCCGUUAUUGUUACAGCUGGCGAUAAGCUUAUCGUCGGAGAAGCCCAGAACGAACAGUCUUUCAGCCCUGUUUUUGAGGAUCAGAAGUCGAUGGAUCUUGCGAUCUUUGUAACAAGUGACAAAGAUCCUAAAUUUACAACAGAUGUUGGUAGCAAACAGGUUGGCUCUGUCAAUGUCCCAUUAUCCGGACGUGGUACUGACAGAUCCGUAGGAGUUCGAAUGAUUUUUGGCGGAACAGAAAUUACUGUUGAAUGUGUGGAAAAAGCAACAGGUAGAAUCACGCAGUUGAAUAUAGACUUUCUGAUGUAAUAAGUAAAAAUAAAAAAACUGUCUUAAGGGCGGAGAACAUUCAUGCCGCUUUGACCGUUUUGAUGUAACUGAUUUUUCGCGUGUUUGAAACCUAUAUGCCGGAAAAUUCAUCCACCAUACUCGAAAUAUAUAAUUAAGAUAUAAUAUCAAAGUGUUUUGAUACUUUAUAAGAAGCAUCCUGUAAGGGUGAGCAUGCCCAUGUUAUCAUGCCGCUCCAAUGUUGUUGUUUUUUUUUCAAGGAGGUAUUGAAAAUUGAUUAAAAAUAAUGUUUGUUUUUAUAACGUGUCUUGAUACGUUAGCUCUCACCCUCUUACUAUUCUUAUUCGAUCAAACUGUUAAGUUUCCUUAUUAAGUGGAUAUGCGAGUAUUUUCGUUCUGCUCAAAUGAUUUUAGGAAGGUAAUCAAUUAGACUUGUUCAAUGCCAUGCAAGAUCCAUAUUAUAACCAGCACAUUCAACGACUUGUGCAGCGUGUAUACCAUUCGCAUAUUGGCAAAGAGUUAACAUCAUGUGAUUAUUCAUAAUUCUAUUUUAAUUUCAUUUCCGUACAACCUUUACCGUCUCCCACGGACAAAGCAUUAUCACUUAAGACAUAGACAAUUACAAUUCAAAACUAAUUUACAGAAUCUACCGUUUCGACACCAAAGGAAGUAAAAUAAGUUGAUCUACUUUACUUAGGUAUAUGAAACAUGAAUUAUUUGAAUUAUUUUAAGAUUGUGUAGACGUUUGCAGAGACAUAUUGGUACAUGCAAUAUCAAAUCAUAUACCUUAUAGCACAAUAUAUGUCGGUUGGUAUUCAUUUUAUCAUUAAAGAUGAAUUAAAUUCGGGUGAUUAUUUUUACAAAUAAGCUGUUGCUAUAGACAUUCUUUUAGAAAAUGAGAUGUUGUUUCAUUUCAAUUUCAACGCAAUAGAUGGGGCAUUUUGUUCUCGAAAGUUUACUGAAUUUUUACUUCACAUGCAUUGAAGGAUGCAUAGUCAAAAUAACCAUCUAUUGGCCCGAGUAUAAACCUUUCCGAUACAAUGUGGUGUACUUGGCGACUAGCUUACCAUUAGGCACGGAUAACACUUUGAAUUAAAAGGUGAACACUUUGUGUCAAAAUAUUACUUGUUUACUCUUCACAGUGUGCAUGCAUUAAAAGAUUUUUAAAUGUUUGGCAUACAAGUUCACCAAUAUAAGUCCGCAUGAAAAUUAUAUUUAAGGUGAGAGUUAUGGAGGACAUUGGUUUGCAUUUGACAUGUGCGUCAAUAAAAACUGUCUGAAGAUAUGUAUGCGUUUAUUUUAGAAAAUGUUAAGACGAUUGGUUAUAAAUCAAAAAUGUAUUAUCUAACAAGCUCACCCGAUGUUUGCAAGUUCAAAUGGCUAGCAUAUUGCCACUACAAAAUUGCAAAAAAAAAUCACAUUUUAUAGGGACUAUUUAUUGUUUUCCACUGCUUUAUAAACACAAAGAUAAGGCCAUAUUGCUAUACAUAUGUAAUGUAUGUGUGUCUUUUGAAUUAUUAUUGCAAUGUGUGAUGUUUGUGUUGAUGUAUGCAUAUCGGUUCGUCCUUCAACCAUCCUUUUGUUUGUAUAGAAACGAUACGGCAUGCAAUAAACUAAUGUGAAUACUC
Dreissena polymorpha is the source of this 4559-nucleotide messenger RNA. RefSeq names its product heat shock 70 kDa protein 12A-like. The coding region runs from base 265 to 2952 and encodes 895 amino acids. The transcript is spliced from 16 exons. Gene Ontology annotation, molecular function: ATP-dependent protein folding chaperone; ATP binding. The record is from RefSeq and is a predicted model, not a curated record. NCBI's taxonomy places the organism in Eukaryota, Metazoa, Mollusca, Bivalvia, Myida, Dreissenidae.